CAGAUGACUUCGCAUCCAAAUUAACCAUUUCAAGCCAUAACCGCGUUUUGCAUGAUAACAGAUCAUCUUUGUGAUAUGCGUUUAAACCCAGGCGCGUUUUGAGAAGUAUUGCAGAAAGCGCCUCGAGGUAAUGCUGUUGUCUAAUCGUGCUGCCAUGGACAGAGCUAUGCUGCACCCACUCUGAGCUGAAGUCUGCAGACAGACCCAUUGGUCAGCUGGUCGGUCAGUCGCACCUGUCCAACGCACACACCUGCUGAUGUGUCCAGGACGAUGAGACACCCAGGCUGGCCGGCAGUAGCCAAGCACACCCACCUCCUCCACCAGCAGCAGCAGCAGCAGCCGUGCCGGCCUGCACGGGCGGCGCACCGCAGCCUGGGGCUCGCCUAGCCCGCCCCACCCCGUCCCAUGCCUGUGAUCCCCAUCCCCCGGCGGGUUCGCUCCUUCCACGGCCCCCACACCACCUGCAUGCACUCGGCCUGCGGGCCCGCGCACACGGCCCAGCUGGUGCGCUCCAAGUACAACAGCUUCGACCUCUACCUCAAGUCGCGCUGGAUGUACGGCUUCGUCCGCUUCCUGCUCUACUUCGGCUGCAGCCUGUUCACCUCGCUCCUGUGGGUGGCGCUGUCCGCCGUCUUCUGCCUGCAGUACGUGGGCGUGCGCGUCUUCCUGCGCCUGCAGUACAAGCUGUCCAUCAUCCUGCUGCUGCUGGGCCACCAGCGCCUGGACUUCAGCCUGCUCAACGACCUGUUCAUCUACAGCAUGCACGUCACCAUGUUCCUGGUGGGGGGCCUGGGCUGGUGCUUCAUGGUCUUCGUGGACAUGUAGGUGCCUCCUGUUAUGCAAGUUAGUGUUCGUGGCAGUGCACUGCCAGUCUGCUAUCUGGGGACUUUUGCUGCUUGCGGCGGCGGUGGUGUAAUGGUUAGGGUGUUGGUUUAGGGACUGCAGAUCACAGCGUUGCAGUUUCGCUCCCCACCCUUACCAAUUCCUUUCCUUCCUCAGUGGCUGAAGUUCCCUUGAGCAAGGCACCUAACCCCGCAUUCUUUCAGUCGGUCAUAGAUGGGGGACUCCUAGCGCAUAUGGUAGCAGCUCACGGUUGUUGGCUGGGAAGGGGAGCCAACUAGCCAACCACUCCUAUGCCAUGAACUAACUCCAGCAUUACAAACAAUCAGUACAUCAGUGGAGUCAGUGACGUCUCCCCUAUGGAGAAACUAUGGAGGAAUCGUGCUCAUAUUAAUGAAACGGACGUCCAUCAUGGACAAUGCAGCUCUGCCUGCCCAGGCGACAGGAUCACACGGAGAAAUGAAGGGACUCACUGAACUGCUCUGAAAGAGACUCUCAAAACUUGGCGACGAGCGGGCAUCACGCUGUGAAUAAUAAGGAAGUGGUGGGACCUUGCACGCAGGCGUGAAGGGAAUAUCAGAUUGGGGGCCCCAUUGUGUGGUUGAAGGGGGCAUAAUCAAACAAGCAGAGGCCUUGGAAGAAUUUCAACAGGAAAACCACCCAAGAAAACUCUCAUGGCCACAUCUGUCCGCACCCCGCAGUGCAGUUUGUUUUCAUGCGAUAUUUCAACCAUUCGCUUGUACAUGUACAUGAUUGAUCAUUUUACAGCACAAUACCAUUGAUUUGUCUGUGUAACAGUACAGAAGUAGCAAGGUAGUAAUUCUAAGACACAAAAAUAUGGUUCUGACUGGAGAGAGAGUCGAUAUUCCAUCUGUCUCAAACGGAGUUCCUUAUGUGCUAUGCUGGUCCAUAUGGUAUCAGAGCCAAAUGUGGACACCAGAGGAGAAAGGAUACACUGGAAGUCUUUCGUAAUAUAUGCUCAGACAAAACGCAUAACUGAAGGGAGCUGCAUUUUUGUGAAAUGCACAGAAGAAGAAAAAAAACACCACAGGCAGCUUUUGUUAGAGUGUUAUCAUUAGAGCCCUGGCUGUUAGUACCUUUGUGGAUCUGAAGGUGGAAAGUUUUUUCUUUUAUGUGGGGGGAAAAAAGGGAAAGAUGGAAAGAAUUCCUCCGGGACUGCAGAAAAGCUACAUUAACACAUACACUACAGCUGGGAAUGUCACAGGCAAGAGGGUUGUUUUUCUUUCCGUGGAAGAGGGAGGUUCAUACUUAUUCAUGGAAUGUUCAACACUUCAACCACACCGCCGAGAAGCAUUCAAUGCAAACGAAUUAUAAGAAGAAAAAAAUCAGUUCAACAUUGUUUUGUUUAACAAGCAACAGACGUGUGUGUUUGUGUCUUUCAGAAUAACAAUGAUCAGCCAUAUGUUCAGAAAAUAUUUUUGUCCAAAAAAAAUGAGAAAAGAAAAUGGGCCUUCAAUAAUCCUUUCAGUGCCAUGUCUGUCCCCUUAGACUUAACAUACUUGCAUAUAAUACCCACUAGGGCUUGAUGUGAAGACGUUCAUUGUCUGCUGUCUAAUAUGUGAAGCAAAUGCAAGCUGUGCCAGGCAGAACGAAGAAGAAGGAAACUUUCCACAACCGAGAUUAGACAUACUGAUUCAUUGGUCUUAGAUGAUUCCUUUGUAUUGCCAACCACAUUACAUUACACUUAGCUGGUGCUUUUAUCCAAAGCGACUCACAGUUAUUACAUAGACAACCUACAGUACAUGAGAGGGCAACUGAUGACGGGUCACAUACUAAAGCCUCUAACUGUGCCCUUUUAGUGAAGCCUUUUACUUGAUGUCCAAAUUUGUCUUAACUGUUCAAUUGCCACCAAUAUGUCACCUUUUUAUACCAAAAGAUUCGAACAAUUUAAGUUGACCAAUGUGAUUGUGAAAUCUUUUCCUUUUUUUAAGUUUUGACUUUUUUUUCUUUUAAAUGUAAUUCGUUGGAUCCCAGUUUUUUUUAAGUCUGGCUCAAGUGUCUGUGAACGCUUCCAUGGCCAGCUUAUGUACGGUAUAUGCACAACCUGAAGUGUACUGCAAUUGUUCGAAACUAAACUUGUACAGCUGUG
This is a messenger RNA of Engraulis encrasicolus (European anchovy), 2950 nucleotides long. RefSeq names its product transmembrane protein 250. The transcript has 2 exons. NCBI's taxonomy places the organism in Eukaryota, Metazoa, Chordata, Actinopteri, Clupeiformes, Engraulidae. Bases 406 to 825 code for a protein of 139 amino acids. The record is from RefSeq and is a predicted model, not a curated record.